AUGUCGCUGCACGAAGCGUAUACCCUGGCGCACACCGCACAGUGUAGGCUCCAGAUGGAAGCGAGCAGACCAGACAGAAAACUACGCUUUGUCGUCGGUCACCUUCUGCACUAUGAGUCCAUGCGAUUGCGAAUCGUCGAGAUCGAACACGACAUCUCCAAGCGUCAACGAGCAAGGUCCGUAACAUUCCAAGGAGCCGGCCACAUCGACAACCGGUUACAACACAAGCCAUCUACUGCCCAACUCGGUCGAAAGUCACCGCCUCCUACUGCAUCCACAUAUGACGAUGACGAAGACGACGACUUGGACGACAUGCGAGACGACGAGGAAGAUGCCGGCCUCUCAUUACAGCGCUUCCCAUCGCGCUCUUCUCGCCCGCCGGAUAUGGUCCCGGACGAAGAAGACGAUGACGAUGAAGACGAAGACGACGAGGAGCCAAUCUCUCCCCACGAGCCUGACGCCGAGACGCUGGAGAAGUGUGUCAAGGGUGAAGGGAACGAAGUGUAUGCCAGCAUGUACGAAGGAGUGAGGAAGUGCAGGUGUCACGGCAAGACAGAUGCGCCGAGUUUUGACCGCAUGUGGGAGCUGCCGCCAGAUCAGCAGGGAGAGAAGGAAGGAGUCACGAGAGCGGUCGCACACGUUCGUGAUGUCGAUGCGGCUCCGAAGGAGAGCUGCACGGUCACUGUACCGAAUGUGCAGGUCGAGGAAGUGGCGGCGUGA
Messenger RNA from Lecanosticta acicola, 720 nucleotides. The record is from the annotation of a GenBank genome assembly. NCBI's taxonomy places the organism in Eukaryota, Fungi, Ascomycota, Dothideomycetes, Mycosphaerellales, Mycosphaerellaceae.